CGUACGCCAUCAUUAUUCCUAAUACAAGUGCCAGGUUGAUCGAACGUUUGAGUGUCGAUUCGGCAGAAAGAAAUUUAAGUGGGACAGAGAAGUGAAGUAGCAAUUACACGGUUAUUCAUAUAUUUAGUACAUUUUAACUAAACAAAUUAAAAAAGAUGUCUAAAGCUCCAGCUGUUGGUAUUGAUUUGGGCACAACCUACUCUUGCGUAGGUGUGUUCCAGCAUGGCAAGGUUGAGAUCAUUGCCAACGAUCAGGGUAAUCGUACCACCCCAUCUUAUGUUGCCUUCACGGAGACGGAGCGUUUGAUUGGUGACGCCGCCAAGAAUCAGGUGGCCAUGAACCCAACCCAAACUAUCUUCGAUGCUAAGCGUCUGAUUGGUCGCAAAUUUGAUGAUUCGGCUGUGCAGUCUGAUAUGAAGCACUGGCCUUUCGAGGUUGUAAGCGUUGAUGGCAAGCCCAAGAUUGAGGUUACGUACAAGGAUGAGAAGAAGACCUUCUUCCCCGAGGAGAUCUCCUCCAUGGUAUUGACCAAAAUGAAGGAAACCGCCGAGGCGUACCUUGGAAAGACGGUUACCAAUGCUGUCAUCACUGUGCCCGCCUAUUUCAACGACUCACAGCGUCAGGCGACUAAGGAUGCUGGCACCAUCGCCGGUUUGAAUGUAUUACGUAUUAUCAAUGAGCCAACUGCCGCAGCCAUUGCUUAUGGUCUGGACAAGAAGGCUGUUGGUGAGCGCAAUGUGUUGAUUUUCGAUUUGGGCGGUGGUACUUUUGAUGUCUCCAUUCUGUCGAUUGAUGACGGCAUCUUCGAGGUCAAAUCUACGGCCGGUGAUACCCAUUUGGGUGGUGAGGACUUCGACAAUCGUCUAGUCACUCACUUUGUGCAGGAGUUCAAGCGCAAGCACAAGAAGGAUCUGACUACCAACAAGCGUGCUCUGCGUCGUCUGCGCACUGCUUGCGAGCGAGCAAAGCGUACCCUUUCUUCCUCCACGCAGGCUAGCAUUGAGAUUGAUUCGCUAUUCGAGGGUACCGAUUUCUACACCUCGAUCACUCGUGCCCGUUUCGAGGAGCUUAACGCUGAUCUUUUCCGUAGCACCAUGGAUCCUGUAGAGAAGGCACUGCGUGAUGCCAAGUUGGACAAGUCAGCUAUUCACGAUAUUGUGUUGGUUGGUGGAUCCACCCGUAUCCCCAAGGUGCAGCGCCUGCUGCAGGAUCUUUUCAACGGCAAGGAGUUGAACAAGUCCAUCAACCCUGAUGAGGCUGUUGCAUACGGUGCUGCCGUUCAGGCUGCCAUUUUGCACGGUGACAAGUCGCAGGAAGUGCAGGAUUUGUUGUUGCUCGAUGUUACCCCCCUGUCGCUGGGUAUUGAGACCGCCGGCGGUGUGAUGAGCGUGCUGAUCAAGCGUAACACCACCAUCCCCACUAAGCAGACCCAGACCUUCACUACCUAUUCGGACAAUCAGCCCGGCGUGUUGAUCCAGGUCUACGAAGGCGAGCGUGCUAUGACCAAGGACAACAAUCUGUUGGGCAAAUUCGAGUUGUCGGGCAUCCCUCCCGCACCCCGCGGUGUGCCCCAGAUUGAGGUGACCUUUGACAUUGAUGCCAACGGUAUUCUGAACGUCACCGCUCUGGAGCGUUCGACUAACAAGGAGAACAAGAUUACAAUCACCAACGACAAGGGUCGUCUGUCCAAGGAGGAUAUUGAGCGCAUGGUCAACGAGGCCGAGAAGUACCGCAACGAGGACGAGAAGCAGAAGGAGACUAUCUCUGCCAAGAACGGUCUGGAGUCGUACUGCUUCAACAUGAAGGCUACCCUGGAUGAGGAAAAUCUGAAGAGCAAGAUUUCCGACUCGGAUCGCACCACUAUUAUGGAUAAGUGCAACGAGACCAUCAAGUGGCUGGAUGCCAAUCAGCUGGCCGAUAAGGAGGAAUACGAGCACCGCCAGAAGGAAUUGGAGGGUGUUUGCAAUCCAAUCAUUACCAAGCUCUACCAGAGCGCUGGUGGUGCUCCCGGAGGCAUGCCCGGCGGUAUGCCUGGUGGCAUGCCCGGAGCGGGUGCUGCUCCUGGAGCUGCUGGUGCAGGCGGUGCUGGCCCCACCAUUGAGGAGGUCGAUUAAACAACUCACCAACCACAAACCAUACCAUAAAUCAAUUUUACAUUUUACACAACUUGGAUUCUAAAUUAGAAAACUCCCAACAAUAA
Drosophila hydei is the source of this 2200-nucleotide messenger RNA. RefSeq names its product heat shock 70 kDa protein cognate 4 (gene Hsc70-4). The coding region runs from base 156 to 2114 and encodes 652 amino acids. The record is from RefSeq and is a predicted model, not a curated record. Gene Ontology annotation, cellular component: cytoplasm; plasma membrane; nucleus. Gene Ontology annotation, molecular function: ATP binding; misfolded protein binding; heat shock protein binding. The transcript is spliced from 2 exons. Lineage: Eukaryota; Metazoa; Arthropoda; Insecta; Diptera; Drosophilidae. Gene Ontology annotation, biological process: cellular response to unfolded protein; protein refolding; vesicle-mediated transport.